Molecule: messenger RNA, 1862 nt
Organism: Trichogramma pretiosum
Lineage: Eukaryota; Metazoa; Arthropoda; Insecta; Hymenoptera; Trichogrammatidae
Gene: Dbp21E2
Product: probable ATP-dependent RNA helicase DDX28
Exons: 7
Coding region: 137-1792 (551 amino acids)
Biological process (GO): mitochondrial large ribosomal subunit assembly
Cellular component (GO): mitochondrion
Molecular function (GO): ATP binding; RNA helicase activity; nucleic acid binding
Source: RefSeq, a predicted model, not a curated record
UAUCUGCACCAUGCGCCGAAUACUCUGAAGUUUUUUUUAGCUACAAAGAGAAAUCACCGGUGUUAACCUAUCGUUGUUUCAAAAGAGUACGAGCAAAAGUUGUUUACUGUUGUUGUUGUUGUUUCGAACGCCGAAGAUGUUUCCUCGUCUGUGCAAACUUUGUUUCACAGUGGCCGACGAAUCGAUUGUCAACAUUCGCAGAUCGGCAAUACACUCUAGAUCCGUGCAGAUUUAUGAUCACGAAAGAAAGAUCGAUCCAGCGGAUCAGGAUGACAAUGAAGCACUCGACAAACCCAAAGCCAAAAGAAAAUUGAUAAUAAAAUCAAGAAGGCCAGAGUUCAACUUUUACGAAGGAGAUGUGUAUCCGAAAUUUGAGACCAUACCUUUGGUAACCAGAGGAUGGCAUCAUCGAGAUUCUAGGGGUGAUCAUUUCACCAUUUAUCCAAUGACAUAUCAAAAUGAAGAGACCGUACAAACAAAGUUUAAUUUUAGUGAUCUUGAAUUGAACCAAACAAUUCUGAAAAAUCUUGAAGAACAAAAUAAGGUACAUCCGACACUGAUUCAAAAGAAAGGAAUUCCAAAAAUCCUUAGAGGAGAGAGCGUGGUAAUGACAGCUGAAACAGGAUCUGGCAAAACGUAUGCCUACUUGAUUCCAUUGAUACAACAAUUAUUGGAUUGGAAACCUUAUAAUGAAAAUAAUUUUAAUAAGCCUUUGGGACUUAUUCUUACGCCGAGCAGAGAAUUGACUCAACAAAUUUCUAAAGUAGCAAAACAAUUAUGCAAAGGUCUCGAUAUAAAGAUUGGCACACUAGUAGGGGGUCAUUUAAAACAGAGGAUAUCUAAUCCCCAUGUAGGAGAAGUUGAUUUACUUAUUGCGACUUCUGGAGUAUUAGGUAGAUUAGUAGGUACCAGGAUUUAUAAAUUGGACAAUGUUAGACACGUUGUUGUUGAUGAAGCUGAUACUUUGUUAGAUUCUACUUUCAUUGAUGAAACAUGUAGCAUAUUGAAAAAAAUUAAAUUUCAAUCUGGCGAUGAAAACUUAUUUGAAGAAAAAUUUCCAAGAGCUGCUCAACUAACUCUGAAUUCAGCCACAGUUCCUCAAGACUUGCCUAAUUUACUUCAAAAUAUUGUAAAUACGGACACUCUUACUAGAGUAGUCACUGGAAACCAACAUCAGAUAAAUGUUCCACAAAAAUUUUUAAGGGUUGGAAAAUCAGAUAAGCCAAUGAUGCUCUUGAAACAUUUGAAAUCUAAAAUCAAAAAUAAAACCCCAAUUAUUAUAUUUUGUAAUAAUACUGCCACUUGUGACUUCACAAAAAUAUUUCUCAAACAAUUCAAUGUUGAUUCCGUUAAUUUACAUGGAAAAAUGCCAUUAGAAGUGAGAAAAGGAAAAUUUUUGAAAUUUCAAAAUGGUCAGGUCAAUAUUUUAACCACCACAGAUGCAGGAUCAAGAGGUCUUGAUACAAUUUAUGCCAAAGAAAUCAUUAACUUUGACUUUCCUCUUAUAACUGCAGAAUACAUUCAUAGGUGUGGUCGAUUGGGCAGAAUUGGAAGCCCAAUGGAAUGUAGAGUACUUAAUUUCAUCAGUGGGGGUUUGGAAGUAGUUAUGAGUGCUAAAAUUGAAUUCGCAGUCAGAAAAAUGCACCCAAUCCCAAUGGUUGAUUUGAUACAUGAUGGUAAAAGUGAAGGCGGUGAAUUCUUAAAACAUACUACCACAGUAGGAGGUAAUGACGAUGAAGAAGACGAUAUUGAAUUAGAAGAAAAUGGUGGAUCAUUUGUUGUACCUCAUUAAAUAGUCAAGUGUUCAUAAUUUGUACAUUGUAUGUAAAUAUUUGCUAUUGCUGUUUUUAUAAAUUAUUGUU